Messenger RNA from Monodelphis domestica (gray short-tailed opossum), 3551 nucleotides. Its product is annotated as olfactory receptor 52B2-like. Gene Ontology annotation, cellular component: plasma membrane. Gene Ontology annotation, molecular function: olfactory receptor activity; G protein-coupled receptor activity. The record is from RefSeq and is a predicted model, not a curated record. NCBI's taxonomy places the organism in Eukaryota, Metazoa, Chordata, Mammalia, Didelphimorphia, Didelphidae. Gene Ontology annotation, biological process: G protein-coupled receptor signaling pathway.
AGUCUGACAUUUUGUGUAGUAUUCUAUAUCCAGAAUACCUGUUUUUUCUGACAAUAACUUCUAAUAGAAAUUUGGUCAAAAGUCAUUCGAAAUAAGCGAAAAAGGAAUAGAAUAAGAUGCAGAAAACUUAGGUUUCAAGUGAGCAGACAAAUAUAUUUUUAGCCUCUAGGGGUCUAGGGAAUCUGCAUACAUCUCAUCAAUUUCUCUUUCUUUCUUUGUGAAAUCUUAAUUUGCAUGGUGCACUUUUUUCUCCUCCUAUUUCCUGGGACUGACAGCUGCAUCCUAAAGUCAAAAGAUGGACUUGAGUAUUGACUAUGUCUGGUCUUAGCGGUGUGUCUUGGGGCAAGUCACUGAAUCUCUUUUAAGUUUGGUUUUCUCAUGUGCUAAACUAAUUACCUUAGAGAAGUGUUAUGAGAGAGAAUUUUACAAACUUUAAAGUAUUAUAUGUGUAACAUAGUUUGAUUAUGUUUACAAUUAUUCUUCUUAUGGUAACAUAAUGGAAUGGUGUAAUUUUAUUUUCUUAUACAAUCCUCUUUAUGCACUGGCUCUUCAAUGGUCUUCUACUUAUUUAGUCAGUAGUCAGCCAAUAAACAUUUAUUAACUACAUUCUAUGUGCCAGGCACUGUGCUAAGUGCUGAGGAUAAAAAUAAAAAAGAAAGAGAAUUGUUGCCCUUAAGGAUCAUGUAAUCUAAUGGGAGAGAACAGCACACACAAGAAAGCUAAAAGGUGGGGAGAGGGGAGGGCUGAGACAUGAGAGUAUGGUGGAAAAGUCUGAGAAAUUUAAUUGGAAAUACAACAUAAACAAGUCUGUUACAUCUUAGGCACAAUAAAGUCUUGACAUUCACUUGUUUUUGUUUUUUUAACUGUGCUCCAUUCUAAUUUUGUCUGACCCUUGUCUCAUUUCCUGAUCCUUAUUCUUUUUCAGUCUCUGCAGAAGAUCUCAAGCUGACUAUGAUUAAAAGCAAUUUCACUGUCUUCCAUCCUACGGUAUUUGUCCUACUUGGUAUCCCAGGGCUUGAGAGCUACCACAUCUGGCUUUCUAUUCCCUUCUGCCUUAUGUACAUGACUGCGGUGUUGGGUAAUGGUGUUCUCAUACUUGUUGUGCUUGUUGAGCGCAGCCUCCAUGAGCCCAUGUACAUCUUUCUUUCCAUGUUGGCUGGCACUGAUAUACUACUGUCUACGACUACUGUGCCCAAGGCCCUGGCCAUCUUCUGGUUCCGUGCUGGGGAGAUUGCUUUUGAUGCCUGCAUUACCCAGAUGUUUUUUAUACAUGUUGCUUUUGUGGCUGAAUCUGGGAUCCUGCUGGCCAUGGCAUUUGACCGAUAUGUGGCCAUUUGUACUCCCUUACGAUAUACAACAAUCUUAACACCUGCAGUGAUUGGGAAAAUUUCCCUGGCUAUUUGGGGGAGGAGCAUUGGGACAAUAUUUCCCAUCAUUUUCCUGCUUAAGAGGCUGCCAUAUUGCAGGACCAACAUCAUCCCUCACUCAUACUGUGAGCACAUUGGUGUGGCCAGACUGGCUUGUGCUGACAUUACUAUCAAUAUCUGGUAUGGUUUCUCAGUCCCAAUGGCAUCAGUAUUAGUUGAUGUUGCACUUAUUGGCAUAUCUUACACCCUGAUCCUUCGUGCUGUCUUCAGAUUGCCCUCCCAAGAUGCCAGGCACAAAGCACUCAACACGUGUGGCUCCCAUAUUGGGGUCAUUCUACUUUUCUUCAUUCCAUCAUUUUUUACCUUCUUGACUCACCGCUUUGGCAAGAACAUCCCCCACCAUGUCCAUAUUCUCCUCGCCAAUCUCUAUGUUCUUAUCCCUCCCAUGCUCAAUCCUAUCAUCUAUGGGGCAAAGACCAAGCAGAUUAGGGACAGUAUGUCUCGCAUGUUCUCUAUCAUGACCAAAGGGUAAGGAGCGCAUGGUCUGGAUAAACGCUUGGUGGUCUUUUGUAGAAGAUUUUAUGAAGGAAGUAGAGGUUUGGUGGGAUAGCCAAGAAAUAGUUUUUGCCCUCGAGAGAUGUUUUAAAAAUAUAAAGAGUCAGGAGACAAAGUCCAAUGUAGUUCUUGUCAGAUUAAGGAUUUAUCCCUAUAAAUUUCAUAUCCCAAAUCAUCAUUGUCACUGCCUGUACUCUACUAUCACCAUCAAUCCCUAAAGCAUUAUGCAACCAUCAUCAUGCAGUGUUACCAUUAUCUUUGUCUUCAAAAGAAUAAUCUGAUUUCUCUGUUUGGUAAUGUUCAUAGAGAAUGACGAAUAAAUCAUUCCUUCCCUUGGCCCUUGGGGAACUUUUGAAAUAAGCAAAAACAAAGAUGAACUUUGGAGGAUCUAAAUAAAAUAAAAUGAAAAACAAUUAGCAAACACACUUGUGGGCAGCUAGGUUGAUAGUGGAUAGAGUGCCAGGCAUGAAGUCAGGAAGACACCCUAAAUUAAAUAUGGCCUCAUAAACUUACUAGCUGGUUGACCCUGGGCAAGUUGCUUAACCCUAUUUACCUCAGUUUCCUCAUGUGUAAAAUGAGCUGGAGAAGGAAAGAGUAUACUAUUAUAGUAUCUUUGCCAAGAAAAUCCCAAAUGAGGUCUGUGGCAGUCCAGCCCAUAGGUAUUAUAAAGAGACAAGGUUUGUGAAUGGGCACAUGGCCAUUCUGCGCAUGGCAAUGAACUCGGUUCCCAGGGUGGCUGAAUUUAGGGCAUGAAACCCUGCUUCCUUUUGUUUCACUCACCUGAGGAUAAAAAUCCCACCUUCACCUUGUUGUAAUUUGCAAUUAUCCAAUGGCAAUACACUAUGUAACUCAUCUAUAUGUAUUGAGGCAUUAUGUAACUUAUCAAUAUGUAUUGAGUUCAUUUGCGUAUCAAAGAGAAUAAAUUGGGAAGCCAGCUCCUCCUCUUCUUCUCCCUCUCCUUCAGCUUCUCCUUCUUGGACCAGCUACAGGUUUGCUAUCUCCACCUUUCUCUCUCCUCUCUAUCUUUACCUGAGGCCUAGCCUUUGGCCAGGUGUCUCUCUCUUUCUUUUCCAAUGCUAAUACCUAGCAUUCUCUAAUUCUAUUAGUCUCUAUUCAUUCUCCCAGCUGAGCUAUAUCAUCCUUGACCAGUGUAGUGUUAACCAGGAUCUCUGGGCGGAAAAUAGCCUUUCAGUGACAUCCAUUGAUCGGAGCAUGGCUGCGGCUCCCAAAUAUUAAUAAUAUUUGAUUACUGACUUAUUAUUGACAUCUCAAAAGCUUGGCUCCUUCACGCCCUUCACGGGAUCCAAAACUUCUAUCCCUUUUCAAUUUUCCUACCAUAAAGCUUCUCGAUGACAGGAGGCUUUAUUCUGGCAUCUUGAAUUUCUGCCUCCCCACCCCCUCCACCCCCAAUAAUGCAAAGACCACAAUUCUAUAGAUCCCCCCCUCCCACUUCAACUGUGAUAUAACUAUUUACAAAACCAAACAGUACAUUUUAUGCUAAUAAUUCCCUAUUUACAGAAGAAAAAAGGCUAGUGUUCUAAAAGCCCCAUCACACGCAGACCUGGAGUCAUCAGCCCUACAGAGCCCUACAGAAAUGACAUUUGGUCAAGCAACCUCUUCUGCUUUCUU